Gastrolobium bilobum is the source of this 918-nucleotide messenger RNA. RefSeq lists its product as uncharacterized. The coding region runs from base 40 to 789 and encodes 249 amino acids. The transcript is spliced from 7 exons. The record is from RefSeq and is a predicted model, not a curated record. NCBI's taxonomy places the organism in Eukaryota, Viridiplantae, Streptophyta, Magnoliopsida, Fabales, Fabaceae.
CGAAAACCUGUUCAUGAACCAAGGCAUAUCUGGACUAUAAUGACUGUCGAUUCGUCUUGCCAGAAAGAACAUCAAAUUCGGGAGUUUUUGGACAAAAAUGGAAGCGUAUCUGUUGAUUGUUCGUGUUUGAAGUUACAUAAACCAGGUACUGAUAACCUUAAACGACAGUUUCCUCUAGAGAUUCCACCGAUUCUGUUUGAAGAAGCUUCACAUCCAGCAGGAUUGCACGGUUCACAUGCUCGAGAUGUUUUCAGUGUUUCUGUGUUGCCUGAGGAAGGUGAAAAUGCUAACUGUGCUCCGCCACUAGCUUUCUUAAGCAUCUUAGAGGUUCCGAAUCAAGCUAAAAGCUCAAUGUGCUUAGAUGCUCACUUAAAUUGCCAAAACUGCAUUGAUUUUCAAAUGAAGAAUGGCGAUGAGUAUUCCCAGUGCAGAAUUGACAUACCUAAUGUGAAUGGAAACUCAGUUUCACCUGAAUCAUAUGAAGAGGGAGUUGAAAGUUUUAAAACUGGGAACUCUCCGACUAGUGUACUGUGGAGAGAAUCAAGUUUGAAAGUAGGGGGAAAACUUAUGCAGAAUCUGAUGAACAUCAGCAAUCCAAGAGAUAAACCAGUCACUGAGAAGUUACAUGAUAUACCAAGUAACAGAUGGAGAAGAUAUAAGCGCGUUGCCUCAUUUGAUUCCAGAAAAGUUGCUCUUCUGUUUUCAAUAUUGUCAAGUUUGGGAACACUGGUGUUGAUAUAUCUGACAUUGAGGGUCAGGCAGAAGGCUGAUGCCUUUGUUCAUAUUUGACGGUCCAAUCUUCGUUGCCUCCUAUUUAAGCGUAGACUUCCAAGUUUCUAUGGUUGUUUAAUUUAAACUUGCCCCUUGAAUUGUAAUAGAGUUCCUUAUGAUGUAGAAGAUAGAAUAUGGGAAAUUUUA